UGAGUGCACUCUGUGAAGGAAAAUGCUCUGUGGGACAAAAUAUGAUAACAAACAUGGCGAUGGCGUUCUUAUAGAGCGUCGUCGCCCUAUUGCUCUGUUUACAAUUUUGUAUUUCAACUAUUAAUAUCAUAUGUACCCCGCAUACCAUGCGGCCUUCUCAAGCAGAAAGAAGUAUCAAUGACAUCGGUCGAGAGAGGUAAAGGAAUGUAUAGUGCGGUUGAUCGUGAAGUGUUGCGGGUCGCGGAGAUUGCGUGUAAGGUGUUGGUGUGCGUGUGUCGCAGGAGGGACCGCGGUGGCGGCGCUCGGUAGACUCGGGCGCGGGUGACAUGCAAGCGGCGCCGGCGCGCUACGUGUCCUCGAGCGAGCUGUACUCGGCGGACGAAGUGGAGCUGUUGCUGGAAGAGAUUCGCGAGCUGGAGCCCGUAAGCUGUCGCGGCGAGGAGGUGCAGGACUUCGAGAUCGCCGGCAGCGGGUGUGGCGCGGGCGGGCGCUCUCCGGCAGGCACGGAGCUGACGGAGCGCUCGUGGGACUCGCACGCACACUACUCGCGCGCGCCCCCGCCGACUCCUCGCCCGCUCGCGCCAAUUUACUGCCGUCUGCGCCAUUUAAUUACUGUUCAGGGUGCUUUCACUCUGCUAGUUGUGGCGUGCUGCGCGAGCGCGUGCGGCUGCGUGUGGGCGGGCGCGGGGCUGCGCGCG
Messenger RNA from Papilio xuthus (Asian swallowtail), 698 nucleotides. RefSeq lists its product as uncharacterized. The record is from RefSeq and is a predicted model, not a curated record. Lineage: Eukaryota; Metazoa; Arthropoda; Insecta; Lepidoptera; Papilionidae. The annotation marks the transcript as partial. The transcript is spliced from 2 exons.